GGUCCCAGUAACGAAAACCAAAGUGUCCCAAUAUUAAUGCCAGUGUCAUUUGAGAGUUGGAGAAUCCAACGUCAACGCUAUAAAUCCGACAACAUAAAUAGUCCCGUAAUCAUAAUUAAACUCACACACGCUUUCAUCAAAAUAGUCUUCAACGCCUCUUUUCCUCGACCUCUUUUUAGUUUUUUCCAUAACUUUUUUAUUCUUCACUCCUUUAAUCGAAAGAGUAGAAUCUGGUGAUCGAAAAUGGGGUGUUGCAGUAGCAAAGCGGCAGAUACUAAAGCCACCCGAAUGGCUCGAUGGCGUUCUACUGGCAUCGUUGCUUUACGCGACUCCAAAUUGAAGUCUUUUCCAGAUGAAGUUAUUAGCCUGGAGAGAUCUGUACGCACCCUCGACUUGACACACAAUAAAUUGGUUCAUAUUCCCAUGGAGAUCAACAAGUUAAUUAACUUACAGCGUCUAAUUUUGGCUGAUAACCUUAUUGAGCAUAUGCCUGUGAACCUGGGAUUGCUUCAGUCUUUGAAAGUUGCAACACUUGAUGGGAACCAAAUUACAACCUUGCCUGAUGAAAUGGGCCAGUUAGUGAAGCUUGAGCGUUUAUCUGUCUCAGCAAACUUGUUAACGAGCUUGCCUGACACCAUUGGGAGCUUGCGGAAUUUGGUGCUGUUGGAUGUUUCAAACAAUAAGUUAAAGUUUCUUCCUGAAUCUAUUGGAAGUUGCUUCUCUUUGGAAGAAUUGCAAGCUAAUGAUAAUUCUAUUGAAGAGCUUCCUGCUUCAAUUUGCAAUCUUGUUCAAUUAAAGUCACUCUGCCUGAACAACAACAAUCUCAAUCAGAUGCCUCUAAAUUUGUUAAGAGAAUGCAAGAGCUUGCAAAAUAUAGCACUGCACAGAAAUCCCAUUUCCAUGGACCAAUUUCAACAGAUGGAAGGCUUCAAGGAAUUUGAAGCCCGCCGUAAACAGAAGUUUGAUAAACAAAUUGAUUCAAAUGUCAUAAUCAGUUCGAAAGGGCUUGAUGAGGGUGUUGACUUGUGAUUCCUCUCCACAGGCAGUUUACGUUAACUUUGCGGCUUGAGGUUGGAUGGCAUUGUGACAGCUUUGACUUUGAUGAAAGCUGCAGCUUUGACUUGUGCGUAAUUCUAUCUAUGCUGAGUUACAGUAAUUCUAAAUGAUAUGCAGACCUAACGAUUUCCUUUACCUUUUUGAUAAUUUUAUGCAUAUUCAGUGAGCUGUAUAUCAUCAUUCAAAACCAAUGAUUAAAAACCUUAGUAAACAUGUCUUUUUUUUAAAAGUUAUAUUUGUAAAUUCGGUUGUACAGGGGGAUUGGAGAAGGGAGGCGAAAGAGGGUAGUGUGGAAACCCACACCUAUUGUAUGGAGUGCUUACUACCAGUCUUGGUGGAAACUAAUGUUCCAAUCCUAAUACUAGCAGAGUAAAAAACAUACUAAGUGAUUUCUUUUUAUU
Messenger RNA from Nicotiana attenuata, 1457 nucleotides. Its product is annotated as plant intracellular Ras-group-related LRR protein 7-like. The coding region runs from base 244 to 1029 and encodes 261 amino acids. The record is from RefSeq and is a predicted model, not a curated record. Lineage: Eukaryota; Viridiplantae; Streptophyta; Magnoliopsida; Solanales; Solanaceae. Gene Ontology annotation, molecular function: protein binding. The transcript is spliced from 10 exons.